CUACCCACUUCCGACGACAGGGAAGCACGAUGGCGAAAUCCGCCAAGGACUUCUCAAACGAAGAGAACGGCGAGAAGAUACCGAGACUCUCGACUACGGAGGACGAAAAUGCCGGCCUACUCCAUUCUCGUGAACCUUGUGACGACGAACGGCCCACCGGGGCCAAUGGUCGUUUGCCGCGCUCUCAGUUGAUCAUUCUUACCCUAUCACUUUCGAAUGCCAUCUCCAUUGCGGCGGUCUUAAUUCUCGUCGUAUUUCACGGCCCGGCAUUCUAUCUCCCUGAGGCUCCUGCAACGGUUGUUUACCCGGCGCAACCAGAGUGGUUUCCACCCCAGAUCCCUGUGAAAAAGGUCUUGCAUGGGAACAAGCUAUACGGCCAGCCUCCUAACCCUGAAAGUAUUGAGGCGUGGAACAGCUUGCUGCCGAUUGGGCGGGGUUGGGUCACUGUCAAGAACGAGACUGCUCUGCCUGACUUGCCGGGGCUGAAUCAAUCACUUCCGGAACACCGCGCGUAUCCCUCGGUCUUUCAUCAAUUGCAUUGCCUUUAUAGUACUAUGGACGCAUACUAUGAGCUUAUCGACCGCCUGAACAAGGACGAGGCGGCAAAGAGAGAGUUACCCACAGAUCCUGGUUGGAAUUCUGAACAUCUCAAUCAUUGCUGGGAUUACCUACGACAGACUAUCAUGUGUAAUGCAGAUGUGACACUCGAGUGGCGCAAGUACAACGAACAGGUUGGGACGGGGUGGGGUUAUCAGCAUCAGUGCAAGGACUGGGAUGCGAUCAUUGCCUGGGCAGAGAAGUACAGGUACUCGAACAACUGGGGUAUUCUCAGAGGUGGAGGUGAGAGGAUCCCACUACCAAAAUAAUCAGCAGGGCCACCCGAAACUCUAUUGAGAUCUCCAAACUCUACUUGAUAGGUUCGAUGUCCUCGAUGGACCCUGGAUUUGGGGUCCUUGCAAAGUUAGAGGGUAGUAUGCAUCAUGACAGGCGAGCUGUAACAAAGAAUAUUCUACCAAGUUACCCAGUAGUAAGCGGCAACAGGACUUUAAUGACCCCGUGAUGAUUUGUCUUCAUCAUCAAGGAUGACCUUGGUUAAAAAUUGGACGAACAGGGUAGGGAUGAGAUCGAUGCAUCUACGAAGUAUCCGUAUUAAUGGAUGUGCCCGACGAAAAGGGAAAAGGCGUAUUGAGUUUUUACUUUAGGAAAGUCAAAACAAAGUUUGAAUCUGGA
Messenger RNA from Colletotrichum acutatum, 1230 nucleotides. RefSeq lists its product as uncharacterized. Lineage: Eukaryota; Fungi; Ascomycota; Sordariomycetes; Glomerellales; Glomerellaceae. The coding region runs from base 30 to 866 and encodes 278 amino acids. The record is from RefSeq and is a predicted model, not a curated record. The transcript is spliced from 4 exons. Gene Ontology annotation, biological process: mycotoxin biosynthetic process.